Messenger RNA from Drosophila mauritiana, 959 nucleotides. RefSeq lists its product as uncharacterized. The record is from RefSeq and is a predicted model, not a curated record. The coding region runs from base 66 to 560 and encodes 164 amino acids. NCBI's taxonomy places the organism in Eukaryota, Metazoa, Arthropoda, Insecta, Diptera, Drosophilidae. The transcript has a single exon.
GUACAAUUUAGUUCAGUUCGCAGAGCCGUAAACAGCAGAUCAGAUUUCAGCGCAAAAUCAUAAUAAUGAGGAAAUAUAUAGAACUUUUCGCUUUUUUGUUGAUUCUAAAAACGAGUUUUUGUUCCAAUGAAAGACUGGAAAGUAUUAUCGAUGGUUAUGGUCAACUGAUUGAAUCAAAGGAACAGGAACUGCUAUUGCUGGAGUCGCAGAUCAACGACUUGUUAAAGAAGUUGGAUGAAAUUAAGAUCAAUAGUGGGAAUAUCUUGGAGUUGGACCAACUAAGAAAAAGUCUAAAAGAAAAUGACGAAAAACUCAAGGUCUGUGAGAGCAACUUCAAGAAUCAACAGAGCUCCCCAGGAUUCUGGAACACAAUGAAGGAAGUCAUAAAGCCAAAACUAGAGGAAAAACUUAAGUCUAUGAGUACAAAAACUGUGGAAGGCAAUGCAAAUUCUAUGGGUGCCAAAAGUGUGGAAUCCAAUGAAACCAGCACAUGGGAUACCAUUAUGAAUAAUUGGAAAGAUAUUCCCCGCCAGAUAAUCGUUUAUUUUUCAGAGAACUAAUACCUAUUUAAAUAAAAGACCACACUCAAAUACUCCAUCCCAACUACUUAUUUAUGAAUUUUAUUUAAUUGAUCCCAAAUAAUAUUUAAAUAAUGGAACACCUACCUACCACUUGAUGAAUUGACCGAUUUCCCUGUCGAAGACCAAGACAAACGAUUGCUUAUCUAAUGUCCGGCUGGUUUAUGGACCGAAUCGCAUCAUCGUAAACGUUAUUUCCAGAUUUCGACCAGCAGCAAUCAAAACAAAGCCAUCCGAGAGCCAAACGAGAAGAUGCCCAUAUAUCGUCUGAAGGAACGGGCGGUCGCAGUUCUAUGCAAUUAGAGACAGCGCCCUGAUAGAUAAAAACCGGAGGAAAAGUCCCAGAGAUGCGCUCGAACUGUAACAAAUAUAAAUAACAAA